UACAACAAUAUCUGCAAUGCAACAAUAUGUAAAACUAAAAAUAUCUACAAUGUAACAAUACAUUAUAUACAUAUAACAAUAUCAGCACUUUAACAAUAUACAACAACAAUAUGAACAACACAACAAAAACAAUAAUAUCUGAAAAUAAACAUAUAAGAAAACUGAGAGGAUCCGCCCACCCUUCCAAAUAGGGAAGGGUGCAAACUGAGAUGUAUUUGCGCUCCCAGCUGCCCGUUGCUUUCAUGAGCAUUCUCUCUGGCUGCGCUGAAUGUGCUUCUCCGCGCUUUAUGCCGACUGACUUGUAAAGUCCAUCACAAACAAAGCAGCUGAGUUGAUGUUCAGGGAUUGGACCCCAUUGAAUAUUCUUGCAAUUGUGGAAGUGUAAAAAGCUCAGAGAUGUUGUUGUGCAGGAUGGCUGUGUCUGGAGACUUUUGCUGGAAACGCGUGGUCACAUUACUUCUGCUUUUGUUGCUGCAGCAGACAACAAAGGCCAUACACCCAGACUGUGAUUGGGUGGUCGACGAGCACAUGACGAAACAGGAAGAAUGCAUUCAGAUCCUCAGACAGGAAGAAAUCAACUUUCCUACAUUUACAGGGUGUCAAACAGAGUGGGACAACAUUAGCUGCUGGUUCCACGCCGAGGUGGGACAGGUGGUCGCUGCGUCGUGCGCCAAUAUCUCCCAGCUGUUUCAGCAGCAAGGUUACAUCUACAGGAACUGCACAGAGCACGGCUGGUCGGAGCUCUAUCCAGCCUACACGGAAGCCUGCCAAGACAUCCAAUCAGAGCCACAGACAACAUACUUCUCCAACUUCAAGCAUGUGUAUACUGCCGGCUAUGCAACCUCCUUCAUCUCGCUUGUAUCUGCCAUCUUUGUCUUCACAAUCUUCAGGAAGUUUCACUGCACCAGGAACUACAUCCACAUGAACCUCUUCUUCUCCUUCAUUCUGAGAGCCAGCGCCGUUUUCAUUAAAGACUCCGUUCUUUUCUCAGACCUCGACCUCGACCAUUGUUUCAUGUCGACGACGUCGUGUAAAUCAGCCGUGGUCUUCUUUCAGUUCAGCAUCCUGGCAAAUUACUUCUGGCUCUUGGUGGAGGGAAUGUAUCUUCAAACCCUGCUGGCUCUCACUUUUGUCUUCCAGAAGAAGUACUUCUGGUGGUACAUUCUCUUUGGCUGGGGUCUGCCAACCAUAAUCAUAAGUGCAUGGAUGUUGGCCAGGAACGUCUAUGACAACAAAGGCUGCUGGGAUGACACUGAUGUGGCCUUCAUAUGGUGGAUCAUAGAAGCUCCAAUAACCGCAUCAUUACUGGUAAACUUCAUCAUCUUCAUCAACGUCAUACGCAUCCUGCUGCAGAAACUACGGCGUCCCGCUGUUGGCGGCAACCAUAGCAAUCACUUCAAGAGGUUGGCCAAGUCUACGUUGCUGCUGAUCCCAUUGUUUGGGAUGCAUUACAUGAUCUUUGCAUUCCUACCAGAAAACGUGGCGACUGACGCUCGUAUUUUCAUAGAACUCGGUUUGGGAUCCUUCCAGGGAUUCGUGGUGGCGCUGCUCUACUGCUUCUUAAACGGUGACGUGCAAGCGGAGUUGAAGAAGAGGUUUUGGAAGUGGCAGACCGAGAAGCAUUUGCAGUGCAGGAAACAGCGAGGAGGUUUAUCUACCGAGAGCAGUACAGUUACUCAGAUAUCCAUCUUGGACAAAUGUAACCCCAAAGAUCAACCUGGCGACGCCAACGCCGUCGUCAGCGUUGUGUCAUUGUGCGACGUCACCUCGGUCUGACCAACGUCUGUCUCGUGGAUCACAUGACCACCUUUUUUUUCUCCCACUUGUGUACUUUUGUCAUCUACUUUGUAGUAUUAUUUUAAUGUGUUAGAAUGUAGAAAAUAAUCAGCUUUACAAGCGACAGUACUGGGGCGUAUUCCAGAAAGCAGGUUAAGUGAAAACUCUCAGUAUGUAAACCCUGAAAUGAGGGAAAUUUAGGUUUUUCUGUCUAAGGAGAGGUAAGUCACAUUCAGAGUCAGUUGCUAUGGUAACCUUACCUGCCGGUUAACUUUUUCAUGUCAUUUAAACGGGAAUCCUGCAGUCAGACAUGAUGUGUUUGUGCCUUUGUGAUCAGUAGAUGUUCAAAAUAAAUUAAUUCCUGAAGAUUUAUGUCAGGAGAGGAUCUUGAGGCCAUGACUAGUUUGAUUAUAUUAUAAUGACAUAAGUCUGCCAAGAAAAAAAUCCUGAUUUUAAAUAUUUAAUAUUAAUUGGAUUUGUAUGAAUUAGAAGAAUAGUACUUCAAUGAUUCCGAACCAAGUGAACUGGUAAGAAAAGCUAUUUUGUAAAAAAAAAUACAUAUACCGUAUUUUUAGGACUAGAAGUCACAGUUUUUUCCAUAGCUUGGAGUCGGGGGUGCGACUUAUACUCAGGAGCGACUUAUGUGUGAAAUUAUUAACACAUUACCGUAAAAUAUCAAAUAAUAUUAUUUAGCUCAUUCACGUAAGAGACUAGACGUAUAAGAUUUCAUGGGAUUUAGCGAUUAGGAGUGACAGAUUGUUUGGUAAACGUAUAGCAUGUUCUAUAUG
Messenger RNA from Entelurus aequoreus (snake pipefish), 2564 nucleotides. RefSeq names its product growth hormone releasing hormone receptor b (gene ghrhrb). The transcript has 13 exons. Gene Ontology annotation, cellular component: plasma membrane. Bases 397 to 1776 code for a protein of 459 amino acids. The record is from RefSeq and is a predicted model, not a curated record. Lineage: Eukaryota; Metazoa; Chordata; Actinopteri; Syngnathiformes; Syngnathidae. Gene Ontology annotation, molecular function: G protein-coupled peptide receptor activity; peptide hormone binding; vasoactive intestinal polypeptide receptor activity. Gene Ontology annotation, biological process: cell surface receptor signaling pathway; adenylate cyclase-modulating G protein-coupled receptor signaling pathway.